Messenger RNA from Momordica charantia (bitter melon), 9243 nucleotides. It is a transcript of the gene POK2, whose product is annotated as phragmoplast orienting kinesin 2. Gene Ontology annotation, molecular function: ATP binding; microtubule binding; microtubule motor activity. Gene Ontology annotation, biological process: microtubule-based movement. The record is from RefSeq and is a predicted model, not a curated record. NCBI's taxonomy places the organism in Eukaryota, Viridiplantae, Streptophyta, Magnoliopsida, Cucurbitales, Cucurbitaceae.
CUCAGCCGUCCGUUUCAAAAGUCUUUCUCGAUCCCCACUUUUUAGAGCUCAGUUCCACUGUCUGGAGGAUAGCUUCCAAAAUUUGCUCAUGGAGAAGAAGAGAGAUUUUGCAGAUUUUCAAAGAGGGAUUUUGAAAUUACUCCCUUUCAUCUAAGAUUCACUAGCUUCUCCUCCAGAUUCUUCGUUCUUCCCCUAGAAUUUGCUGGGAAGAGCUUCCUCGAUCAGCUGAAAGCAAUUUCAGGAAUUCGAAUAGUCCCUUAUUUGUUCUUCAUAUCUUCCUUCAGAAUGUUAAGGGACCCAAAAUUUUUGCGCCGGAGUUCUGGUAAGAAUGAGGAGCUUGAAAAUGUGCCGGUGAAUCCUAGGGAUCCAGUGCAGACUCGAAUUGGUUCGGACUUAUCACGACCUCCAUUGAAUACAAUUCAAGAGCCAAUUCGAAAUUCGGAACUAGAAAAGGAAAUUGGUGUGAAGAGUAGAGUUGAAAGGACUCCCGUUAAGGCGAAGGGAAAGGAAUCUGAUCUUGCAUUGCCCCUCCGCACGCCGGACAAGCAUGGAGGAGCUGGGUUUUCGUCCAGGAAGCGGUUUGGUUGGGCUCAGAGAAGUGAAUCUGGUUCUCUCCCCGACGAAGAGAAAGCUGAUUCGGUUGCUUGUUCAGCACAGCCGAGCCGUGGAGUCGGAGGAUGUGGAAAUGGGGGUUUUUCUAACGUCACAACUCCUAGGACAACGAGGACGGUGGGAAGAGCAACCUCGAGUUAUUCCGAAAGUAAUUCUACGCAAAGCACGCCGACUAAAAGUGUUUCUAAACCUCCCUAUUCAGUUUGUCGCAGCAAAAUUGAUCGAAUCAAUAACUUAUCUGCAUUGUAUAAAGGGAUUCCUGCUAACCCUGUACCUCCUUCGGUUGUCAAUACGGUCGAAGUCCCUCACUUUGAUCUCAAGGAAGACCCUUCAUUUUGGAUGGAACACAAUGUACAGGUUCUUAUACGUGUUCGUCCUCUAAAUAACAUGGAGCGAAGUAAUAAUGGCUACAAUAGGUGCUUAAAACAGGAAAGUGCUCAAUCCAUCACUUGGAUUGGCCAGCCAGAAACAAGAUUCACGUUUGAUCAUGUGGCAUGUGAAACAGUGGAUCAGGAAAUGUUGUUCAGGAUGGCUGGUCUGCCAAUGGUUGAGAACUGCCUGUCAGGCUACAAUAGCUGUAUGUUUGCCUACGGUCAGACGGGAAGUGGAAAGACAUACACAAUGCUUGGUGAGAUUGAAGAUCUUGAAGUCAAGCCGAGUUCGCAUCGUGGAAUCACUCCCCGUAUAUUUGAGUUCUUAUUUGCAAGGAUCCAUGCUGAGGAAGAAAUUCGACAAGAUGAGAAACUGAAGUACAAGUGCAAGUGCUCUUUCUUAGAGAUUUAUAAUGAACAAGUUACAGAUCUUCUAGACCCCUCCUCCACAAAUUUACUUCUGCGGGAAGAUGUUAAGAAGGGUGUUUAUGUAGAAAAUCUGUCUGAAUUUGAAGUUCGGACUGUUAGUGACAUUCUCAGGCUCCUGACUCAGGGUUCUUCAAAUAGGAAAGUUGCAGCCACAAAUAUGAAUAGGGAGAGCAGUCGCUCACAUAGUGUGUUUACAUGCGUGAUUGAAAGUAGGUGGGAAAAGGAUUCCUCAACUAACCUACGUUUUGCUAGACUGAAUCUUGUUGACCUUGCUGGUUCAGAAAGGCAGAAAACUUCUGGUGCUGAGGGUGAGCGUUUGAAGGAAGCUGCUAAUAUUAACAAGUCACUGUCUACACUUGGUCAUGUUAUAAUGGUUUUGCUGGAUGUGGCACGUGGGAAGCCGAGACACAUUCCUUACAGAGAUUCAAGGCUAACCUUUCUUCUUCAGGAUUCUCUUGGUGGAAACUCAAAAACAAUGAUCAUUGCAAAUGUUAGCCCUUCUAUUUGUUGUGCAGCUGAAACUCUAAACACCCUUAAGUUUGCUCAGCGAGCAAAACUUAUCCAAAACAAUGCAGUUGUCAAUGAAGAUUCCACUGGGGAUGUUAUCGCACUCCAACGCCAGAUACAGCUUCUAAAGGAGGAGCUUGCUUUCCUCAAACGGCAGAAUGUUUCCAGGUCUCUGUCCUUUGAUUCCUUUGUCAAAGAUACAAAUGAACAUGAAGAUGAUGCAGAAAAUAUAUGUGAUAUGGACAUUUCACAGGAUGAAGAUUCCUUUGAAUCUCAAUCAAAAGACGUUAGAAUGUCAAUGAAACAGUUUAAAUCUUUGGAGAUAACACUUGCUGGUGCCUUGAGGAGGGAAAAAAUGGCAGAAGCUUCCAUCAAGCAACUUGAAGCUGAAAUUGAACAGCUGAACCGUUUGGUUCGUCAAAGAGAAGAAGAUACAAGGUGUUCUAAAAUGAUGCUUAAAUUUCGAGAAGACAAAAUUCAGAGAAUGGAGUCACUUCUUGGUGGUUCAAUUCCAGCAGAAACAUAUCUUCUUGAUGAGAAUAGAGGUUUAUCAGAGGAGAUUCAGCUACUUAGAGCCAAAAUAGAUAGAAAUCCUGAAGUUAUUCGCUUUGCCUUGGAGAACAUUAGGCUUUUAGAUCAGCUUAGAAGACUUCAAGAAUUCUAUGAGGAGGGGGAGAGAGAAGUACUCAUGGACGAAGUAUCCAAAUUACGAGAUCAGCUGCUUCAAUUUCUUUCUGGGAAUUUGGAACAGCAUGAUGAUUCAAAACCUACCAUGCAACCUCAGUUGAAGAAAGCACUUGAUGAGCUUGAGGAAACCAAGUGCAGUCUAGAAUCUUGCCUAGAGGAAAAUGAAAAACUUAGGUGGGAGAUAGACCAAUUGCAAUCAACGCUGAAUAAUUUAAAAUCUGAACAGCAUCAAGAUGACAGUAUUUUCACUGUUGAGGGAUCAGAUCGUGAAGAUUUGGUGCCAAAGACAAUCCAUCAUAAGCUGAGAGAGGGGAAUGACAUUUCUUUACUGGAGAAACAUGAUGAAGAAAUUGUGAACUUGCAUAUGGAAUUGGAUGUACUUAAAGUCAUUCUCAAAGAAGGAAUGCUGUCUCACAGAGAAGUUGAUGAUAGAGCCAUAUGCUUGAACAACGAUCUUCAGCUUACAACAAAAGAUCUUCUACAUAUGACUGAACGGUGUGAAGCUGUAAGCAGAGAAUUAGAAGAAGCAAAAUCCAUUAUUGAAGCUCUUGAAUCCCAACAAAUUCUCUCAAUCAAUGAGAUUGAGGAACUGAGGAAUAGCAACUGUCAAAACUUGCAUAUUAUGAGUGAACGGGAACUUGAAAUCGUGUCUUUAAAGAAGUGCCUUGCUCUUAAGGAGAUACGGGAUAAUUCACCUGAAUCACCUCCGGUCCAUUCAAGGUUUAAUGAAUCCCGACUGCGUACAAAACUGAACAGGAUGCAAAUUUCUCUUGAAAAGGCCAAGAGACUGAAUGCUUUGUGCAAGAAUGAUCGUGAAAGUCAAGCUUCAAGUGAAAAGGAAAUUAAUGAAGUUUGCCGGCAAGCUGAAGCUGAAACUGCUGAGGUGAUUGUCUGCAUGCAGGAAGAGCUAGCAAUACUUCAGCAAGAAGUCCAAGAAAGUCAUUUGAAACAAAUAGAGAUGAAAACAGAUGUAAAUACUUUGGAAUCUGAAUUGAAGCAUCUGCAGGAUGAACUCCAGCUUAUGACUGAAAAUAAUGAAAGUUUAAGUGAAAUACUUGAGAAAAAGGACCUGGAACUGAUAACAUUGGCUGAAGAAUGGGAAUUGCUAACCAGUGAGAUGGAAGAAAUUCUUGGUGACGGAUGUGCGGCGCUCAUGGAUGCCUCUAAUCACCUUGACAAUAUAUCUUCUUCCUUUCCAGAGAAAAGGAUUUGGAUUUCUGAACAAGUGAGUAGAAUGACAAGAAUCUUAUCUGAGAAGGACUUGUUAAUUGAAGAGCUCAGAAGGUGUUUGGAGGAUGCAAACAAUAAAAGAAUUGACAUGGAGACCAUGCUUAAAUCUCUCAGAGGAGCAGCAUUAGCUAUUACAGAAGCUCACCAGCAGGAGUGCAAAGAGAAAGAUAUGGAGAUCCUUCAUUUGACAUCCCAGGUUAAAGAAAAGGCUACAAGUCUCGCAGAAAUGGAAGACACCAUUAAACUAGCAGAAGACCGCAUUAGAAAAACAUCAGUUUGUGCUACAAUUGCUUUUAUUGUUGUUAAUAGAUUAUCGGAGUUGAACAAUUAUCAUUCUGAUGCCUUGAAAGAUAGGGAUAUCCAGUUCAAAGAAUCAGUAGAAUUAAACUUGAGGAAAGAUGCCCAUGUUGAGCACCAAGCCGCUUUGAUCACAGCAGCAGAUGAACAGAUAGUGCAUCUAAGGGAACAACUAGAAGAAUCAAGAGGAACUUGUGCUACACUGGGAAAGCAACUUACCGAGGAGCGAGAAUAUCAUUCUUCUAUGCAAGUAAAGCUUGAUGAAUUUGAGAAUGAUAAAAUUUUGACAAUUGAGAAGCUAGCUGAGCUAAAAACUGGUGUUUCUACUCUAAGGUCGUGCAUGAGCUCAAAUAUGGAGGAGCAUGCCAAUUCUGAGGGACAGAAAUUGGAGGAUAUAUUUUCAUCUUUGGGUGAGAGGGAAGAACGAUGGACAGGUGCAAACACACAUCAAGAAAACUACAAAGACCGGGAUGAAGACCAAAGAGAUCAAAUUUUUUAUCGUUCUCCUAAAGUGGGAAAAGAAGUACCUGGCUUUCCAUGUAAUAAGAAAAACUUAGAAUCUCAAAUCUUCCGUAACAUUUCUGAUAGAGAUAUUACCAUCACACUUCUGAAGCAACAAAUAGAGUCUGCACUAAGAAGCUUGAGUGUGGUACAAGAUCAGAUGGUCAAGCUUCAAAAUGAGAAGAAAGAGAUGUUGAUCAAUGAAAAACAGAACCAGGAGAACUUACAGUGUUUAACGAAUCAAGUAUUUGUGCUGCAAGAAACAAUGAAAAAGUUCGAAGAGCGAUCUGAGAAUGUGAUGGAAGCUUUUAGUCACAGGCUAAAAGCAUUUGAACAGACUGUGCUAGAAGCUGGUUCUCAUUGGUGCCAAACAAAAGAGUUACUUGAACUGGAAGUUGAGGAAGCAAAGAUCGUUUCAGUUCACAAGACUGCUGAGGCAUCUUGUAUUCUUGAUAAAUUUGAAGAAGCACAAGAGAUCAUAAAAGAAGCAGAUAUUAUGAUUAAUGAGCUCAUGAUAGCAAAUGAAACGUUGAAGCUUGAAACAGAAAGGCUAAGGGAAAAGGAAAUGUUGCAAAUCACUGAGCAGGAUCUAUUGAGGAAAGAAGUUAAAAGCUUGCAACACAGUGAUAGUUUAACACGUCAGAAAUUCCAAACUUUAGGGGAACACCUAUGCUCAAAUUUAAUGGAAAUUGAGGCUUCCAUGGCAGAACUGGAGGAUGCCUUUGCAGAGGUCCAGACUACUGUCAACAGUAGUUUUAUGUCUUUUGCCUCCGAGAUCCAAUCAAUGAAGUCUUUACAGCUGGACUCAACCAAGUUUGUCCGCUCAUGUUUUGAGAAUGUAUGGUCUGAAAUAAUUGUGAAGGACUGUGCUAUAUCAGUGCUACACCUCUGUCACAUGGGUAUCCUAUUGGAAACUGUGAUGGGGUUAAAUGCUGAGAAUGGUUUGCUUCAUCAUGGGCUGUGUGAAUCGGAUGUUGCAGUAGCUGGUUUAAGGGAGCAAAACCUCAAAUCAAAAAGAGAGCUUGAUAUGUGUAAAAUUCUGAAAGGAAAGUUGCUGUCUGACCUCAAGAACGGUUUUCAUCGCAUCCAAAAGAAAGAGGAGGAAGCAGGAGAAAUGAAUUCAAAGCUAAAUUCAUUCGAGAAAAAGAUAUCAGACCUUCAAAUCCAAGAAGAACAAAUGUUGCAAAGGUCAAAUUACAUGGGACACCAACUUGUUGUUUUGAUGAAGGAGCUGGACGACAGUAAUAAAAAUUUAAUGUCAACACUUUUGGAUCAAGAGGUAUUGCUGAAGAAAAGGGAAAAAUUCCUCCAGUCCCAGGCUGAUUUUUUUGUGACAAAUUUGUGCGUGAGAGUUUUAGAGUCCUGUAUUUUGGAUUCAGAAUUAGAAGAGAUGACUCUCCAGAAGUCUAUGGCUGAUAGAGACCGUAUCAAUUGUCUAGCAGUUUUUGAGAUUUUGAAGGAAAAGACAAUUAUAUUCAAGGUUGAUGAAGAGUUGAGAGAACAACUCUUACUAGACAAGGAAGCUGAGGUUGUACUUCUCCAAAAAGAAAUUCAUGAAGCACAAAUCGAGCGGCAAAAUUUAUUGUCAAAACUAAAUGAAAGCAAUUUUAGUGCGAGGAAGAUGGAUGAAAUGAACAAAACUCUUGAACAAGAAAUUCAGCUGCUAAAAGAAGCCAGUGGUUCAAAUGAUGUAUUGAAAGUUGAACUGGAUGAAGUUCAGGGGAAAUGUCAAGCACUUGAAGCUGAAUGUGAUAGAUUACUGAAGGAUUUGGAAACGAAAGAAAAGGUCUUGGAAGAUUCUUCCCGUCAAAUAUGUGCCCUUGAUCAGCAAAAUCAGAAUUUAUAUACUGAUCUUGAAGUGAAAAAUAUUGAAUUGCUGGAGCUACAAUAUUUACAGCUCAUACUUGCAGAGGUAUUGUGCUCAAAAAGGCAGGAUUUUGAAAUUUGUGUUAACCAUGUAAAUACACUAAAUGAGGAGAAUAUUUUUUUGAGAAAUAAACUUCAAUAUUAUGAGGAAAAUGUCUAUGCAGUUCUCAGGAAUAUGAGUAUGACUCUUUCAAAAUGUGUUGAUUCAAUGGACAUGUUAGAUGUUGACUGUACCAGAGCAGUUGAUGGGUUGAAUGCAGGUUUUCCAUUCUUGGAUAAGAUGUAUCAUGAGAUGUGGGAAAAUGUAGGGAAGAUAUCUAAUUUUCUGGAAGAGUUUAAAUACCUGGAGUUGAGUGCUAAGGAAGUGGAAUUGGAGAAUCGGUCUCUUCAAUCUGAGUUAAUAAGAAAGGACGAAAUUCUUGCUGGACUUCUUUUUGAUCUUAGCUUGCUCCAGGAAUCUUCUUCUAAAAAUAAGGAUAAAAAGGAUGAACUAGAUGAGAUAGUUGCUUCAAUGCAGGCUUUAGAUAACGAGCUUGCAGGAAAGUCAGCUGAGCUUGAUAAGGCCAUUGCUCAUACCCAUAUGCUAGAAGCUCAUUUGCAGGAUAAAAUGGACAUAAUCUAUGAUCUGGAGCUCAAUUUAUCAACAGAACGUGAUUCUAAAAAGUUAAUUUUCAGUGAAAAUCUGGAGCUGAAAGCACAAGUUGAAAAUGUUCUAGUAGCAAAGAGUUCAAUGGAGGAGGAGUUGUCAGAAAAGAGGAAGGUUACUGAAGACUUGGAAAUGGAACUGUUAAAAGUGGGCAAUCAACUAAGCCAAAUGAAUGAACUGACAAGUGAAAGAGAUCAUCUACAAAUGGAUUUGUGUAGUGUGAAAGAAAAGCUAGAAACAUUAGAAGCGCUAGCUGAUGAAAAUGAGGCAAAACUGAUGGACGCUCAACAGAAUGCUGAAUCACAAAAGAUCUAUGCUGAAGAGAAGGAGGCUGAGGUGAAACUCUUAGAGAGGUCUGUGGAAGAGCUAGAGUGUACCAUAAAUGUAUUGGAAAAUAAGGUUGACAUUGUAAAGGAAGAUGCUGAACAGCAAAGGUUACAACGAGAAGACCUUGAAUUAGAGCUUCAUGCUGUGAAGAAUCAAUUGCAGAAUUUUAGAAAUGCUGAUGCUGACUUGAAAAGGUAUGUAAACGAGAUAGAGAAAAACCAUGCAGAAGCAUGUAAACACAUACAAAUUCUUGAAGGAGAUGUUAAUGAAAAAAUCACUGAGAUUGCACAACUUAAAGCCCAUAUCUCUGAGCUAAAUUUGCAUGCAGAAGCACAGGCUAAUGAGUAUAAGCAAAAGUUCAAAUCCUUGGAAGCCAUGGCUGAACAAGUUAGACCUGAAGGACAUUCCACAUAUGUCUCUAAUUCUUCUUCGAACAAGAUGGACAAGCAUGCAUCCAGGCCACGUGGUUCUGGUUCACCUUUUAAAUGCAUUGGAUUGGGCUUGGCUCAACAAAUGAAAUCUGAGAAGGAUGAAGAUCUCUCUGCUGCAAGGAUUCGCAUUGAGGAGCUUGAAUCUUUGGCAGUUAGCAGACAAAAAGAGAUAUUUGCACUGAAUGCAAGAUUAGCUGCUGCUGAGAGUAUGACGCAUGAUGUCAUCCGAGACUUGCUAGGCAUCAAGCUCGAUAUGACCACUUGCAUGUCACUGUUGGAUGAUAAUCAUCAGCUGCAGAAGACAUCAGAGAGUGCCCAAUUUAACAUUUUUGAGUCCCAGGAAAAGGAGAAGGUCAUAAAACUGAAGAAACAGCUCAGUGAGUUUGUUGAGGAGCGCCGCGGAUGGUUGGAGGAGAUAGACAGAAAACAAGCUGAAAUGCUGGCCUUACAAGUUGCUUUGGAAAAAGCUCGCCACAAGGAUCAGUUACUUAAGACCGAAAACGAAAUACUGAAGUCGGAGAACUUCAAUCACAAGCAGAAAGUAUUGGAACUUGAAGGAGAACUUAAGAAAUUGUCUGGUCAGCAAAAUCUCCAGCAGCGUAUUCACCACCAUGCCAAAAUCAAGGAAGAAAAUAACAUGCUGAGAGCACAUAAUGAAGACCUAAGUGCCAAGCUGCAUCGAACCGAGAUUCUUCUUUCACGUGUGAAAGAAGAGCUUGCUUAUUUUCGCACCUCCUUUGGAAGGACUCCUGACAUCAACUUUGACGAGGAGCAACGACUAAACACCAAGUUGAAGGAAACCGAGGAAGAGAAGGUUCAACUAGCUCGGAAGCUACUGAGUUUAUGCACCAGUGUUUUAAAGGCCGCUGGAGUAACUAAACCUGCGUCUGACGUAUGCCCUGCUGUGGCUGAGGAAGCUCUGGAGCAGCUAAUGACUAGAGUUUCUUCAGUAGAACGAGAGCUGCAGGAUUUCAAAUUCAAGAACAAAAUUGCCAACGAAAGAAUUCGAUUAUCGGAAAUUGUGCCACAGCCUUCACCAAGAAGUUCAAAGAAUGAAGACAAUUGGCAGUCUCCUAAAAGACUGCUUCAAGCUUCAUAUUUUUCUGCUUUAGAUCGAUGAGAGGUGCCAGUCGCCAAACAAAGGUGUUUUCGAGGUGAUUUUUUUAUAAUUCAAUUUAUUUAUUUUUUCUUCCAGGAAAUUGUAAUUAGGCUUUUGUCAGCAUCCAUGAGUAUUGGUUGAGCUGUCUAUCUCUUGUUGACAGUGUAAAUAUUACUGUUAAUUAUGAUUAAAUAGUAAAGAUAAUCAAAUGUAAUAGCCGUGUAAAUUAAAGAUUCUGAA